Colletotrichum abscissum is the source of this 630-nucleotide messenger RNA. Its product is annotated as cwf18 pre-mRNA splicing factor. Gene Ontology annotation, cellular component: U2-type spliceosomal complex; post-mRNA release spliceosomal complex. Bases 1 to 630 code for a protein of 209 amino acids. The record is from RefSeq and is a predicted model, not a curated record. The transcript has a single exon. NCBI's taxonomy places the organism in Eukaryota, Fungi, Ascomycota, Sordariomycetes, Glomerellales, Glomerellaceae.
AUGUCGAGCUCCCAAGCCACCCUAAGCGCGGUAACAGACGAGCGCAAAGCGCGCCUCGCGAAGCUCAAGAACCUCAAGAGAAAACAACCAGCGGAUGAGAUCGUUGCGCCAGAGUCAGAACGCGCAGCUUCGGCCCCAACAGAGCCGGACGUCACAAAAUUGCACCUUUCCGGGCGCAACUACGACCCAGAAACGCGUGGUCCCAAGCUUGGCUUCGAGGCGCCCCCGACCCAAGACCUAGAGAAUCCUACACUGGAAGAGCUCGCGGCAGACAUUGAGGAGGAUGUGAAGCAAAAGGCAACCGAAGAUGCGCAGGAUGACAAGGGUAUCGAUCUGUUCAAGCUUCAACCCAAAAAGCCGAAUUGGGACCUGAAGAGAGACUUGGAGAAGAAGCUGGAGAUUCUCAACGUUCGGACGGACAAUGCUAUUGCGAAGCUAGUAAGGGAACGCAUCACAGGAGCUCAGAAAGCGGCUACACAGACCAAGCAAGUCGAUGCAGGCAGCAGGGAGGGCGACGCAGCUGGAAUUGAUGGUAUUGCAUUAGUGGAAGGAGUGCGCGUACGCGAGAGGGAAGAAGAGGACGAGAGACGAGAGAAGGCGGACGAGGAGGAUGACGAUUUGGCUGUUUAA